Coffea arabica (coffee) is the source of this 1818-nucleotide messenger RNA. The record is from RefSeq and is a predicted model, not a curated record. Lineage: Eukaryota; Viridiplantae; Streptophyta; Magnoliopsida; Gentianales; Rubiaceae.
AUGGAUCAUGAAGAACACAAUAAUGAUGCUACUCAAGUUAAUAUCGUAUUUUACAACAUCACUCAAAGAGUCGCAUGCUUGGAUGUUGGUGUACAAUUGGAUAGCGUAGCAACAACAGCAAUAGUUGCAGGGUAUAUUAGUCAAAACCGCAUUUCUGAUGCGUGGCAAGUGCUUAACAAUAUGUUGGAGAAAGGGGUCAGACUGACUAAAAGGUCUUACUCAAUAUUCAUCAAGGAGCUUUGUAAAGUUUCUGCAACAGAUGAGAUUGUCAAUAUGUUGAUCCAGAUGCAGGCUUCACAGGUUAAAAUAGGAAAUGAUAUCUUUCAGUUUGUUAUACUUUAUAUGAUGAAAAAGGGAGAGAUGGAUAAGGUAAAAAAUAUAAAGCAGAUGCAGAAAAGCUGCAACAUUUUUUCCAAAGAAGAGGACUCACCUACUGCUGAUAUAGCGAUUCAACCAGAAUCAAAUGCAAUAAAUUUCAAACAACUAGAGCAACAAUGUUUAGAUUGUAAUGUGGUGGAGUCAACAUCAAGUUCCUGUAACCAAGAUGAUUUGCAUGAAGUUAACCGAAUCUUGUCAUCCUCAAAGGAUUGGUGGUCUCUUCAAGACAAAUUGGAGAAACGUGCUAUACAGUUCACCCCAGAACUUGUGGUGGAUACUUUGCGAAAGUGCAGCUUGCAUGGUGGUGCCGCACUACGAUUUUUCUCAUGGGUUGCAAAGCAAAGUGGUUAUAGACACAAUACUGAGGCCUACAACAUGGCUAUUAAACUCUCAGGACAAGUAAAGGAUUUUAAACACAUGAGAAGUCUCUUCCACGAAAUGAGGAGAAAUGGCUGCUCAAUAACAUCUGAUACAUGGACAAUCAUGAUAAUGCAAUAUGGUCGAGUGGGCCUCACAAACAUUGCCCUCACUACUUUCAGAGAGAUGAAAGCUAGUAGCUGUAAUCCUAAUGCAAGUACGUACAAGUUCUUGAUAAUAUCUCUUUGUGGUGAAAAGGGUAGGAAUGUUGAUGAAGCAAUCUUAAUCUAUCAAGAGAUGAUUAAAGCAGGGUUUCAACCUGAUAAAGAAUUACUAGAAUCUUACCUUGGUUGUUUGUGUCAAGUUGGUAAACUGUUGGAGGCAAGGAGGUGUGUCGAAUCUCUUCGAAAAGUUGGUUUUACAGUUAGUUUGACCAGAUCGCUGUAUAUAAGGGCCCUUUGUCGUGGAGGAAGGCUGGAAGAGGCUUUAGAGUUAAUUGAUGAAUCUGGUAGCGAGAAGCAUACUCUAGAACAGUACACGUGUGGUAGCCUAGUAAACGGACUACUACGAAGAGGACGAGUUGAAGAGGCAAUGUCAAGGGUGGAAUCGAUGAAGCAGGUUGGCAUCCACCCUACUGUCCAUGUUUAUACAUCACUAAUGGUCCAGUUCUUUAGGCAGAAGCAGGUAUCUAAAGCUCUAGAAACCUUUAAGGAGAUGAAAGAGAUGGGAUGCCAACCAACAACUGUUACAUAUUCUGCAAUUGUACGUGGAUAUAUGGAGAUGGGAAAGAUUACAGAUGCCUGGGAGAUUUUCCGUCAUAUGAAGCAAAAUGGACCAUUCCCUGAUUUCAAGGCUUACUCAAUGUUCAUUGCUUGUCUUUGCAGAGCAGGUAGGUCUGAAGAAGCUCUUCCACUUUUUGAUGACAUGUUGGAUGCUGGGAUAAUCCCUAGUACGAUAAAUUUUCGAGCGGUUCUCUUUGGGCUGAACAGAGAAGGCAAACACGAUUUGGCCCAAAUUGUACUGCGGAAAAAGUUGGAUCUUAAACGUCGAAGAAAAUCUUUUAUCGUUUGGUAAAAAAAAAAA